CCUGCCUCUCCGCCUGGCCUGGGUUUCCUCUCCGGGAAAGAAGGGGAAAUAAAAUCAUGGAGGAGCAGAACUUCGAGUUACCCGACUCCUUCAGCGAGUUGUGGGCCAGGAUUAUUCCUGUGACAGAGUGUGUGUCAACUGGGAGCAAUCCUUCACAACAGUUUAAUAACCAGGAUGAGACCAGCAUGGAUUUGUUGUUCAAUGAGCAAAAUUUGACGGAGAACUUCGACGAGAAACUCUUUGAGCUUCCGUCUGAGAUCCUGCCGAAAGACGGAGUUACACCCCCGGCCUCCACUGUUCCGGUUACAACAGAUUAUCCGGGCGAAUAUGGUUUCCAGCUAAGAUUCCAGAAAUCUGGAACAGCAAAAUCUGUGACUUCAACAUACUCAGAACAGCUCAACAAGCUGUAUUGUCAGCUGGCAAAGACCAGUCCCAUUGAGGUGCUGGUGAGCAAAGAGCCUCCUCAGGGUGCUGUUCUCAGGGCCACUGCCGUGUACAAGAAAACGGAGCACGUGGCUGAUGUGGUCCGCAGAUGUCCCCAUCACCAGAAUGAAGACCCUGCGGAACAUCGCAGCCACCUGAUCAGAGUGGAGGGUAAUCAGAGGGCUCAGUAUUUUGAAGAUCUUCACACAAAGAGGCAGAGUGUGACUGUGCCAUAUGAGCCCCCGCAGUUGGGCUCAGAGAUAACCACAAUCCUGCUGAGCUUCAUGUGUAACAGCUCCUGCAUGGGCGGGAUGAACCGCCGGCCCAUCCUCACAAUCCUGACCCUUGAGACUCCAGAGGGGCUGGUUUUGGGCCGAAGGUGCUUCGAGGUGCGUAUCUGCGCGUGUCCAGGCAGGGAUCGUAAAACCGAGGAGGAUAACAAACAGAAAAAGGAGAACAAUGUCAAAGAAGUGAAAAAAAGAAAGAGCGCUCCUCCUGCUCCUGACACCACCUCCACAAAAAAAUCUAAAGGUACUUCCAGUGCUGAGGAGGAGGAGAAGGAGGUUUUUGUUCUCCAUGUGCGGGGGCGUGAACGCUAUGAGUGGCUAAAGAAAAUCAACGAUGGUCUGGAGCUGCUUGAUAAAGACAGCAAAAGUAAGCCCAAGCUUUCAGUGAAGCAGGAGGUUCCUGUGCCCUCCACUGGAAAAAGGCUCAUGCACAGAGGAGAGCGGAGUGACAGCGACUAAGGCGCGCGCUGCCUCGAUCUUGAGCACGUCGUGUCUUUGUUGAUCCAAGCCUUUAGGUGUAUUUCAGGUGUUCAACUUGCCGAUGGAAAACAAAACGUCAUCCUGCCUCAAAGACCCUAAAGCCGUUACCGCCUGUUCAUUAAUUACAUUAAUGUACAGUAACGUGCUGUUUUUGUACUGUUGGAAAUAAAAGUUGGCUUGUUUAUGCAAAGGAGGCGAGGAGCAGUCCCGCCUUCUCACUGCUGUCAUAUUCCUCUGAAAGGUUCUGUGAUUUACAUGUAAGCAGAUGCUUCAGAGACGGCAUUUAAUCAGUGUUAAAUCUGACAGGGAGUCUCAUCAAAAAACUGAUCAUUUUUCUUCAGGUUUUGUUUUAUAUAUUUUAAAAAAUAUGUUAAUUGGGUUAGAAGAGUUAUUCAAUAUGAUUUGAGUCUCAGUUGAAUUUAUGAGAUUCUGAAGCAUCCUGUCGUCAUGAGUCACUGCCAUUUAUUUGAGAAAGUUAAAAGUUAUGCUUGGAAAACUUGAAGUUUGUGUCAUUACUGUUGCCGUAUUACUGUACCAGUCCUUAAACUUUUUUUUUUUUUUUUGGUUUUUCCCACCACGUUGCAUGUUUGUCAGUUUUAUGCACUAUGUAAUCACGCAUGCAGUUGAUGGUAAAACAUAACCAGUGUAAAGCAGGUUUGUAAGUGGUUCUUCUGUGGGGCUUUUUUUUUUAAGUGUCUUUCUUUUAUAAACCCUUUCUAGGGAACAUAUUUUAUAACGGGUGGUCAAAAUUAACUAGAUUUUGUAGAUGAGGGGCCGGCUGGAUCACCCCAAAAACUAACCAUUUUUUAGUGUAGAUUUUAUUUUAUUUUUAUUUUUUUAAAAAGUGAUGCGAGGUUGGGAGUCUUGAAUGGUCUCACAGGGACUGGAUGUAAUGAGAAUUUUUAUUUUUUUUCCCCCUCUUGGACCUUUUUACGUUGAAAUGUGAACACUCGUGUUUGAAUGCAAACUGUUCCAUCACUUUUAUAUUCACACUGACUAAGCCACUCUUUACACUGCCAGUAGAAGCAUAUGUUUAAAGGCAUUCCUUUUUUUUCUGGACCUUUUUUUUUUUUUUUUUCGAUUGUUUUGGGAACAUAGUUUUGUAUAAGAGGUUCAUCGCUCUAUAUUUUUCUGUUAUCUUUUUUCAUUGCUGUUUUUUUUGUACUCAUUUGCAUUUUUGUAACCAUAAAGCUUUAAGCUAAAAUAAAUUCUCUAAGUAGCACA
Messenger RNA from Archocentrus centrarchus (flier cichlid), 2414 nucleotides. RefSeq names its product tumor protein p53 (gene tp53). The transcript has 10 exons. The coding region runs from base 57 to 1169 and encodes 370 amino acids. Gene Ontology annotation, molecular function: DNA-binding transcription factor activity, RNA polymerase II-specific; RNA polymerase II cis-regulatory region sequence-specific DNA binding. Gene Ontology annotation, cellular component: nucleus. Gene Ontology annotation, biological process: protein tetramerization; apoptotic process; regulation of transcription by RNA polymerase II. Lineage: Eukaryota; Metazoa; Chordata; Actinopteri; Cichliformes; Cichlidae. The record is from RefSeq and is a predicted model, not a curated record.